ACUUUGAUAGCAGCACCACGAGCGGUAUUUUCUACACGUAAAGUACAAUCUAGCAAUGUCUUCGAACAAAACCUACAAAGAUGCCUUCGCUCUUUUCGACAAGAAGGGCACCGGGAAGGUUUCCUCCCAUGACUUGGGCGAUUUAUUGAGGGCCGUGGGCCAGAACCCUACCUUGGCUGAGAUCCAAAGCUUGAUUGCUGACUUGCCAGACCACAACGAGUUGGACUUUGACACGUAUGUCAAAGUCAUCAACAGACCAGACGGGUUCAAGCCGUUGGGGACCACCGAGGACUACAUCAGAGGAUUCCAGGUUUUCGACAAAAAUUUGACUGGGUUCAUCGGUUUGGGUGAGUUAAAGUACAUCUUGACGUCUAUCGGUGAAAAGUUGACCGAGGAAGAAGUCAACGAGUUGUUAAAGGGUGUCAACGUCACUGAAGACGGUAACGUUGACUAUGUUGAGUUUGUCAAGGCGAUUUUGUCUCAGUAGGCUCUAAGGAUCCAAUACCCGAGGAAACUGAACCUUUCCCAGUGACUUCAUGUAUCAUCAUUUUUAUCGCAGUUAAUUAUUUUUUAUACCUAUUUAGGACAGUUUGAAUUUUGAAAGUUGUGC
Messenger RNA from Babjeviella inositovora NRRL Y-12698, 610 nucleotides. RefSeq names its product Mlc1p (gene MLC1). Lineage: Eukaryota; Fungi; Ascomycota; Pichiomycetes; Serinales. The record is from RefSeq and is a predicted model, not a curated record. Bases 56 to 487 code for a protein of 143 amino acids. Gene Ontology annotation, cellular component: myosin II complex. Gene Ontology annotation, biological process: mitotic actomyosin contractile ring assembly. Gene Ontology annotation, molecular function: calcium ion binding. The transcript has 2 exons.